AUGAUCCCGCUCAAAAACGACCGAUGGCGACUACCCAAAUCUCGCUACGCAUCAAACUCAACCUACAUCUCCCAAGAUCCUCGCCUACGCCCUGAGUAUCUUGACCCGGAUCUCAUCAUUGACAGCGACAUCAAGCAACGGCUAGUCGAGGGUGGCAUGGACGAUCUCCUAGCGACACACUUUGCUCACCUGUUCAUCCGCGAUCCCAUUGUCGUGUUCGCCGAAGAUCUUCAAGAGUUGGACCUUACCAAGGCCGACCACUUUGAGAACCUGCAGUCGACCAAUUGGCAGCACAUGCGCUUCAAGCCACCGCCAGCUGGUUCCGACAUGGGCUGGCGCGUCGAGUUCCGGCCCAUGGAGAUCCAAAUCACAGAUUUCGAAAACGCUGCAUUUUCAAUCUUCAUUGUGCUACUGACCCGUGCUAUCCUCUCGUUCAACCUCAACUUCUACAUUCCCAUCACACUAGUGAGCGAGAACAUGGAAACAGCGCACAUUCGCGACGCUGUAUCGACGCAGAAAUUCUGGUUCCGAAAGGACCCUUUCUCGGCACACAAGUCGGGUGGAACGGGUACAUCUACACCAGCUGGAAAUGCCAGUCGCCCAGCGACGCCCACCGGCCCAGUGGAAGACGAGUAUGAGCAGAUGACCAUCAAUGAAGUCAUCAACGGAAAGACUACUUCCGAUGGCAAUGGCUUCCCGGGUCUCAUCCCGCUUGUGGAAUCCUACCUCAACAGCAUGAACGUCGAUGUUGAAACACGUUGCGAUCUAGCCACGUACCUGGACCUGAUCCGCAAACGCGCCAAUGGAACAUACUGGACUGCCGCCAAGUGGAUCAGGCAUUUCGUCCAAACGCAUCCAAACUACAAGAAGGAUAGCGUUGUUGGAGACGACAUAACAUACGAUCUCGUCAAGGCUGCCGAGCAGAUUACACGUGAGGAAGGCAAGGAUGGCUUAGGUGUGGAGAUGCUGGGCAAGCGUCGUUGA
This is a messenger RNA of Alternaria metachromatica, 984 nucleotides long. It is a transcript of the gene GCS1, whose product is annotated as Zn finger-containing GTPase- Activating Protein for ARF. The transcript is spliced from 2 exons. Gene Ontology annotation, molecular function: glutamate-cysteine ligase activity. The record is from RefSeq and is a predicted model, not a curated record. Gene Ontology annotation, biological process: glutathione biosynthetic process. Gene Ontology annotation, cellular component: glutamate-cysteine ligase complex. Bases 1 to 984 code for a protein of 327 amino acids. Lineage: Eukaryota; Fungi; Ascomycota; Dothideomycetes; Pleosporales; Pleosporaceae.